Triticum turgidum subsp. durum (durum wheat) is the source of this 672-nucleotide messenger RNA. The record is from the annotation of a GenBank genome assembly. Lineage: Eukaryota; Viridiplantae; Streptophyta; Magnoliopsida; Poales; Poaceae.
AUGGAACAACCUGCAACUGCACCUGCAACUAGCAAUGCUAUUAGAGGGGCUAUGCAAAGAGGUAACAUAGCCAAACAACGGUUUGCUAGGAAGGAUAAAAAGAUGUUCGAGUCAUCGGUAGCGGUACUUGGUGAAUCCCGAAAUGUCUUGGCGUCUUCGCACAUAGGGGUACUUGGUGAAUCCCGUGUAGUCGAACUUGAGGGGCAUCGACAUCGUGGUACUUGGCAUACAUGGGUACUUGACAAAGAUGAAACGGAUCGCAAAGGUUGGUACUUCCGUCCAUGGGUACUUGGUUUUUGUUGCAGGGUGGCCUUCGGUGGACUUGGUGGAAACCACAACGUGUGCAGGAGACAAACAACUCAAAUCGUCCACGGCCGUGCGGAAGACAGUGGUGCUCCUGUUACGGGGAGGUUCGAAUCACAGCAGCAGCAAGGCAACAGAGGCACAAGGGGCGAGGCGCACGUGGGAGCGAACUCGGGGAAGGGCGGAGCAGCUAGCAAUGGUAGCCACGGCGGGAAGACAGAGGAGUGGAACUCCAGCGACGAGGAGGCGAAGCUCGAGGGAGAGCUCGGGCGACUGCUGCUCCGGCAGCUCGACAAGGAGGCAGGGCCAGCCGCGGUGCAGUGGAGGGGACGGAGCAGAGGUGGUCGACGGGUGCUGGGAGGUGGUUGA